CCGUUUCUAGUCGCCGGGAAAGAGCAUCCUAAGUAUGGGAGGCCGAAUAUUUUGAAUUUGAAGUAUCUCGAUGAGGUUGCUCGCAUAAAUCAGUUCAUCAUUCACAACAUCACUGUACCAGUGGACAUUGAUGGGAAGCACUAUGAGGUAAGUGAGAACUACCUAAUUACCUUCCAAAAUCACACGAUAUUCAAAGGUGGCUUAUACCGACUUGUGUAUGUCUUUCGACUGGGCCUGUUACCUGAACGACCACUUGACGAUGUUGAUGCCGAAAAGCCGAUGGGGCAACUUCAGUGGGCCGAUUGCUGA
Messenger RNA from Strongylus vulgaris, 309 nucleotides. Lineage: Eukaryota; Metazoa; Nematoda; Chromadorea; Rhabditida; Strongylidae. The record is from the annotation of a GenBank genome assembly.